Molecule: messenger RNA, 1365 nt
Organism: Suillus subalutaceus
Lineage: Eukaryota; Fungi; Basidiomycota; Agaricomycetes; Boletales; Suillaceae
Exons: 3
Coding region: 1-1365 (454 amino acids)
Source: RefSeq, a predicted model, not a curated record
AUGUUUCACUAUUCUGGGCGUCUUGCUGGACUCGACGAAAUGGUCUUGAAGAUCAGCGCUCCUUCUAAAAUUGCUUCUGCGGUAUCAACAUGUACCCUCGACGGUGAGCCGUACCUUAAGGUUAGGAAGGUCAAAAAGCGCAAGGCUGAGCGGGCAUUUCGUCCACCCCUUGUGGACAAGACACUACCGGCGGUAAACCAUGCUUCAAUCCAGCUGCCCCACGCUCCCUCAAAGAUACAGCGUAAAUCAUUGGAAAAGUCUGUCGCUGUUGAGAAACCCCCCGAAGAGCAACAGAACCUUGUUCCUCCUAACCAACCCGUUACUCGCAUCAACCGCUCACGGUGCAAUAUUGAGUCAUUUCGCCCCAUUCCUCCUCUGCCAUCUGCAUCCACGCUGCAGCUACCUUCCUUUCUCAAUUUUUCAACCACACAUUCGUUAACAUCUCCUUUGCCUGCAAAUCAAUGUCCCACGUCUCAUCCACCCGCCGAGUGGUUGUUCGUAAAACUAAGAACACAAAGCUGUAUGAAGGACCGCAUUGGGUUCCCGCCUUCCACCACCCGAAUAGUCCUUAUGUUCCAUGGCCACCUGCCGUACGGACAUCGCAUUCUUCCUCCAUUGAUGCCGGAAUCACCCAUCUCACCUCUUUACUCACGUAGUGGAGCUGUCGCACCUGAGCCAUGGGGCUCGCAUUCUACCACAGAAACACAGACGAAUGUGGAAAAGCGUUCCAGUUCGUGGAAGAGCUUCAAGAAAUCGGUUAAGAGUGGCUUGAAGAGUGUCAAGAGUGUUGUCUCGCGCAUUGGCAAGGUCCCGAAACUCUCCCGCGGGCGUUCAGAUAUAAAGAUGAUAAAUCGCAGCGACGACCCGGUCCCAUCUGCUGGUGACUACAUGGUGUUUGCAAAGAACUCAUCCCCGGUUUCCCCGGGCUCUCCAACCAAAGAUACCCCUGCCUCACGAGUUUCGUUGGGUAGUCUUGCAUCAUCAGAUUCUGUUACCCUGGCUGCAUGGCUAGCUGAACGACGUACCACCUCUAACACUUCAUGGGAGUCUCCUGGGAUGUCAGUGGAUGAGUACGAGAUGAUGGGUAGUUGGUUGGACUUACGUGUUGGGGAUGGGGAAAGGGUUUGUGGCGUUCUGGAUUGUGCCGCCCAUACUCCAAAUGGAACACCCGACGCGCUUUGCCACGGACUGCGCGAUUUCCAUUCAGCAGUGCCUUCCGACGCCACAGUUAACGAACGUGCCAAAGCACAUGUGCCGAAGAAGACGAACAUCGCCUGUAUCGACGCUGGACCUCAAUUCGUGGUCACAUCGGUUUUACUCUCUUCCGCGGCUGCCAUCGCAGGCACUUGCCAUGUCCACGAAUGA